Messenger RNA from Amoebophrya sp. A120, 4612 nucleotides. NCBI's taxonomy places the organism in Eukaryota, Dinophyceae, Syndiniales, Amoebophryaceae. The record is from the annotation of a GenBank genome assembly.
AUGAAGGCGAACCCAAAACCGCUGCAUGACUCGUUGAUGCCACGCGUCCCGGCUGGUGGAGUAGAUUUUGUUACACGUCGAAAAACAUGCGGCCACGCAACACAAAUUCUAUCUUCAAUGCGAAUUAUGCAUGACAAAACUUCAAAAAGCAGCAUUAUACUCUUCUUUCCCGGAUCCGCCCAUGUUGAGACCUUGUCGUAUUUCCCUGGUGCUUAUGAAAGUGCCUAACAACUCCCUCUCGCCCUCAUGAUUUGCAUUGCAUGAACAGCAAGACAAGACGGGGCUUUCUCAUCAAAAAUCGAGCACCAUGUCCUGUGGAUUGCUCGGGUCAUGGGGUGACGGGACAGGCGGUUGGCUCGGGUAGGCUUCAUCUAAGUGGCGGCUUUGUUCAGUGGGUCCCACACAACCGGAAACGCCGCCGGCUUCGGCGUUCGUCUUCCAUCACCACGCAGAGCAACACCACGACAAUAAGUACUCCAAGCAUUCUGCGGCCAGGUCUUUCCGGAUCCAAUGAGCAAUGGCCGUCUCUUGGAAAGUCGCGCCGCGGGGGCAAUCCAAGGGCCCCCCUUUUGCCUAAGAAAAAGCACUCCCCUUGGCGUUCCUUCCCCCGACCUAAAAUGGCCGAUUUCGGAAUCAAAAAAAGUACCCCCCUCAGGCACCCCCCUGGAGGGAGGCCCCUGGGUGCCGCCUGUCGCCUUUAUAGAGUUUGGGCCGGCCUCGUUUGUAAACGAGCCCCCGAGCCAGUUGCGCCAAAGGCGAAACACUUUUGCGGCAGAUGCGCGCUUGCCCUUUCUACUCGAGAAGGAGUCGCGGCUGGUCCGGGCCGAUAGGCCUGCAGAAACAAAUGGGGCGGGCCGCUACUAGCACUUCUAGCCGCAACGCAGACAAAUCAUCUCGCCCCGCCGCCACGACCCCGCGUCAGGGGGGUGCUCGAUUUUUGAUGUACUUCUGGAAUUUUCCUUGUCUAAAGAUUGCCACCUCUCGCCAUGUCCUGUGAAUUGCAUCUGGGGGCCGUGGGGCGGCUGGAUAUGGAUUCUUGCAAAAAUGUCUGGUUCUGAAAGAAUGCAACGUCUCAUGUGAAGAUGCACAAUUUGCAUGACGCAUGAUGUCAUCUGUGAUGCAUGCACUAGCAUCAAAGAUGUGAUGAUUCUGCGAGGGUGGUCUCCUGAAGAUGCCCAUCUCGCAUGAGAAAUAAUGCCCACUCACCGUAGCAAAAACUGGACUCCUUUAUUUGCUGUUCAACUUCAGGCAAUGCAUAUAGUACACGAUAUUUUUGAUAUUUACGUAGGGUCACUUCCAAAGGGAGAAGGUAGCAAGCAUCACAAGUUGCAUCCUUUCCCUGCCGGACCCAGACACGUUUGCAUUUGAUCGUGGAGUGCGUGCAGCAAGUCUUGUGUUACGCCAUGUGAUCCCGAUAAGGGGACAAUCACAGGCUACCGACAAAAAACGCGUUGGGAACAAUUCGGGGGGGUGUGCCCCGGCAGUGAAUCGCUAACCACCGGUUGCGUUCCAGAGCCGCCACCCUGUCCCGUGCCCGUGGAUUGCGUAUGGGGCCCGUGGGGUCCGUAUCAAUCGUAAAAAGCUGCUGUCGUAUAUCAACUGCAAAAAUAUCUGGGUCUGAGAAGUGUAAUAAUUCAACUUGUCAUGCAGAUUUUCCAUGACAGACCCAUGAGGUCUGGAAUGCAGGGCUUAGCAUGACAGACUCGGCGAGGUCCUCUCUGCCAUGCCUGUCCUGCGUAAGAAACUCCCUUCCAACUUGGUCAAAAGUGGACGGCUUUUGGCACUCAUACAACACAGAUUUUUGCAUGCUUCAGAUUUGCCAUGACAAGUUACCACCUUUCAGACAUCCAGGAAUAGUUAUUUGCAAUUGAUACUGUGCUGUAAGCUUACGACACAGAUGAAUGCGCGCGAGCACUAUUCUGAGUAAAAACGCCCCCACCCCAAGUUUCUCUGUGCUUUAUUUUGGUCUCUUCCAGUACAUAAACACCCCAGAGCUGUGCUUUAUUUUAGUCUCUUCCAGUACAUAUACACCCCAGAGUUGUGGUUGAAUUUCGUGGUCUUUUCCAGUACAUAAACACCCCAGAGUUGUCAUGCACAUCUACACGCCAAAAAAGUUUCUCAUGCGGAGCCCCAUAAGAAACAUUUUCUAGUCGUGUUUGGGGAUUUGUAAUGCUAGAACCAGCAUGAUAUGCUAGAUCGGUGGUGCUGCUGAACUAGCUAAACAGGACCACACUACGAGGACAAACUUAUCAUGCGAAACAACCAAAGCUGGCUGAUUUGUCCAGCAGAUUUCCCAUCUUGUCUCUGGUGUGGGGACGUUUUUGCUCAGGAUAGAAUAUGCGCGAAGACCGAAUCGGUUGUCUUGCAUGUGUAGAACUGCGACCGCGGGGACCACUAUGGUAGCUGCACGAAGCCUGGCAAGUUCCCAUCUGCUUUGUCGCGGCAGUGUAGAAGAGCAAACUAUUGGAGAUGAAAAACACGCAAAGUUCCUGCUCACAAUAAAAUCAGCGUUACAUACAACUUCCAGUGGAGCGCUUUUUUCGUGCGAUUCCCCAUGGAGUGCUUGCGGGGGCGCGUCUUGCGGUAUGCAUUGCAAAUAUAACGUAGAAGUACUGUAGUCUGGUGGGUCUGAAGUUGUGACGCAGCAACAUGCUUACUUGAUGGACAAAGAGACAAUCUGGGGUGCGUGAGCAGUCUGCUGCUUUAUCGUGCUGGAUGAUGGACGCACUUUCUUGUCAUGCGCCACUGCGACAGAGUUCGGAAGAAGCCGAGGUGAGAAGCUUCGCAUCUUGCUGUGAUACCGUGCAGUAGCCUUUUUUGGCUGGUGCCUCAGUACAACCGGCUCAGACGGGCUCCUGGUGCUGGGGUCGGGCCCUCAUCUGGAGCGGAGACGCUGUUCUUGAACAAUAGGUGUAGGACAUCCCCGUUUGUUCGGAGGGGGCCGCGGCCAGGUGAAUAGUCUUUGCACCCCAGUUUGGCUCUGGGCCUCCAGUUAUGCCGCAGCGCUGUCGUUUUAGAUGGUGCAGCGGAGGCCACGACCUAGUAUGCUUGUACCACGCACCUCAAGUAAGAGGAACGCGCUGCAAAAUUAAGAUGAGCGCGCCCGCGCGCUCUCGUCGUUUUAUUCCCUUCUGCGACUUCUGCCGCGUACAUUUUUUGCCGAUGCAUGGCUCCGGAACCGCAUACUAGAAGUUUGCGUCUUGCGCGCCACCGCUUCCGUGGCUUGUUUCCAGCUUCUGCCUGCACUCAUGCGCUUGGCUGUGCCCGCUUUUUUGGCGGGCCAUUCUUGUUCUGAUGCCGGUCCCUUCUCGUGAAUCACGAAGCAAUCUCGAUUCGAGUCGCAUUUUGCAAAGAUCAGCGCGACACGUCGUCUGUAUCUACUUGCCAGAAGACCCAGGAGAUCUACUUUAAUAUUUGCAUUUGAUAUAAUGACAGUGGGGCAGUCACACGCGCACACGUCCAAAAUGGACAGUUGAGGUUAAUGGUGGGGUCUUAUCCACCUGUGCAAAAACGUACAACCGGCUCCAGUCCCAGACGGAUUUGUCAUCCAAAAUAAUCUAACCAGCAUCCAUGCCUGAAUUCAUCUUCAAAUGUGUCUGAUGCGCAGCCCCAUGCGAAGCUGCACCUUCUAAUGCUAAUAUCUGGAAGCGUUAUAAUUUCAAUUUCAUGCUAGAAAAAAUGAUGACGGACGAGCUAGUAAUCAAUGCUGGAUUCGCAGCUACGUGGCUCCUCUGACACCACUAGCGAAACACGACUCCCCCGCAACGAGCCCAAAAAAGAAAAAGGUGUCAUCUUCAUGCGCAACAGCCAUAAGCUUGUUGAUUUGUCGUGUGCUGCUGGCGGCAGAAUGAGUUCCCAUGAUCUUGACUCUGGGGUUUGGGCCGCGUUUUUGCAAAGGAUAACUCUGCUGGGGAGGUCCCUCUGAAACUCAAGGUUGCCAGAUGCCUGCGUGUUACUGCCAGCCAGGAUGUGCGUGCGGGCCACAUCAGAACUGUAACGGCGGCAAUUGUUGCUCUGGCGGGAUAAGCGACUGGACCUGCUUCAGGAAAGAUAACGGGUGGUCAGAGUGUUACGCUGAUGAAAAUAACCCAGGGUGUCACAAUGGGAUGCACGGUCCCUGGGCGGGAGGCUGGUGGGAGUGCAAAAACAUGAAAAAUGGUCGGAUUCAUUACGCGAGGUAAAAAAGUCUUCUUCAAAUAAUCCAGCUAAAAAAUCAGCCGGAAUGCUGAUAUUUUGGUGUUGUGGUGUGGUCCCGUAUCAAUGAGCGGUACGAGAUUGUGCCAAGAUUGCGUAAAAAGUAAUUAAUAUGUUGGAGGCGAAACAAGAUUACUUACGUAGACUGAGGAGAGAGCGACGGCCGCAGUUUGAUUUCUCCAUUACCAAAGGAAGACGCGAAGGCCGCAGUUUGAUUUCUUCUCACCAAUAGGGAGACGAGCUGGAGCUCAAGAAGAUGAACAAGAACACUAUUAUCGUUAUCGACGUGAAAAAAUCCAAAUCUGAAAUACAAAUAAGUACCUCAAUCCGAGUCUUUCAUCAUUUUCUCACUCGUACAGCUUGACGACGCGAAUUUUCAAUUUGAAUUUAUGUUGGACGACUGUAGUCCCGAUGUUCC